Messenger RNA from Bipolaris maydis ATCC 48331, 991 nucleotides. RefSeq lists its product as uncharacterized. NCBI's taxonomy places the organism in Eukaryota, Fungi, Ascomycota, Dothideomycetes, Pleosporales, Pleosporaceae. Gene Ontology annotation, molecular function: oxidoreductase activity, acting on NAD(P)H, oxygen as acceptor. Gene Ontology annotation, cellular component: intracellular anatomical structure. The record is from RefSeq and is a predicted model, not a curated record.
AUACUCUCAGCUUCAAUUGCACCUUGCCACCAUUUGAAUCUUCCUCCGAGUCUUCAUUCAACCCCCCACCCUCACAAUGAUUCCCGUUCCCCAAGCAACCGAGCUCAAGGACCUCUUCAACCUCAAGGGCAAGGUCGUCAUCGUCACUGGUGCCUCUGGCCCUACCGGUAUUGGCACAGAGGCUGCCCGCGGAUGCGCCGAGUUUGGCGCUGACCUCGCCAUCACCUACAACUCGCGCGCCGAGGGUGCCGAGAAGAAUGCAAAGGAGAUGAGCGAGAAGUAUGGCGUCAAGGUCAAGGCCUACAAGUGCCAGGUCAACGAGUACGCCCAGUGCGAGAAGCUCGUCCAGGACGUCAUCAAGGACUUUGGCAAGGUCGAUGUCUUCAUCGCCAACGCCGGCAAGACUGCCGACAACGGUAUCCUCGACGCCACUGUUGAGCAGUGGAACGAGGUUGUCGAGACUGACCUGACUGGUACCUUCAACUGCGCCCGUGCCGUUGGUCUGCACUUCCGCGAGCGCAAGACUGGCUCCCUCAUCAUCACAUCGUCCAUGUCUGGCCACAUUGCCAACUUCCCUCAGGAGCAGACCUCAUACAACGUCGCAAAGGCUGGCUGCAUACACAUGGCCAAGUCGCUUGCCAACGAGUGGAGGGACUUUGCCCGUGUCAACUCCAUCUCCCCUGGAUACAUUGACACUGGUCUGUCCGACUUUGUUCCCCAGGACAUUCAGAAGCUGUGGCACUCCAUGAUCCCCAUGGGCCGUGACGCCAAGGCUACUGAGCUCAAGGGUGCCUACGUCUACUUUGCCUCUGAUGCUUCAUCGUACUGCACUGGCUCCGAUCUCCUCAUUGACGGUGGUUACUGCGUCAGGUAAACGUGUUGCUUCUGGACGAGGACACGAAGGAAUAAAUAAAAUAAUAUCCCAGCGCAUGCCGGAAGCUAUGAUUUCAUGUAUCUAAUUUGGAAAUGACAAUAAGCUUCGCAGGUUCCA